Messenger RNA from Daldinia caldariorum, 1850 nucleotides. RefSeq lists its product as uncharacterized. The transcript has a single exon. The record is from RefSeq and is a predicted model, not a curated record. The coding region runs from base 631 to 1776 and encodes 381 amino acids. Lineage: Eukaryota; Fungi; Ascomycota; Sordariomycetes; Xylariales; Hypoxylaceae.
AGAAUCACUCUUUGAGCAAUCGUCUUCGUCUCCCAACUCGGCAUUGUAAGGUAUAAAGAAUUGCCGAAUGCGGCAUGCAGAUAAGCCUGGAGCUUCGAAUCCAACCUCUCCCGUAAAUAUAGACCCAACCUGAGUCGUUAUGCUUUCUAAACCACGCUUCUAACUCGUAGGAAAUAUUUCGGACAGCUACACUAGUAACACCCGGUGUUCGUCAGAAGAUAAUUACCUACAGACGCAGUCAUGGCUAGCAAAGACGAGAACCCCCCGCAUUCAUAUGAUGAUAUAUAUGAUGCGAGCGAUGAUGAGGAUGAGAUAAGAAGUGGUAUAGAUCGAAUGGGUCUGGACCCUACAAAAGAACCUGCAAAAGAACCUACACGAGGUAUUUAACCUCUACGUGACGAUUAGUCGAGGCUCCUUUGCUAAUAAACAUCGCGAUUGACUAUAAACAUAGGACCAUAUAUACCGCCCCAUCUGAGAGGCAGAGGUGGUGAUGACCAAGGGGCUUCACGAGAUAGCACACCUCCGACGGGAGCUUAUUGGUCGCCACGGAAACGCAGUCACCUAGGGCAAGAGGCUGCCCGCCGGGAUUGGCGGCAGGCAAACCCUCCGACACAAGAGCAAGAUUAUAGCAUGGAUUGGCGCCGGAACGUUUCCGAUCCAUUGCCAGAGAGACGCGUUCCAAGGUCGAGGGAAAAUCCACCGGAUAUCCCACCUCCGGCCGAUAUCCCACCUCCAGCCGAUGUUCCACCUAGGGUCGUUCCCAAUUACCCGCCGCACAUAAUACCCGAGCAAGUAAUUCAGCAUGGACGCUCAACUCCCGGGUAUCCGCGAUGGCGUCGCACCCAGAACGAGAUCAACGCCGCGGCAGCAGCCGAGGCAGCAUCCAACCCUUGGAUUCGGUCCGUUCCCGAACCAGAAGUUUACGUUCCUUAUCUCGGGCCACGCGCGUCCACGCUUCAAGCCGAGGAGAUAUCCAGGAUACAAAUGCGUGGCCGGUGGUACAUCAAAUCCCUGCCUGUCAUGAGCCGCUACUUUACCCGGGAGCCGGCCGAGAAGGCCCCGUUGGUGGCCGGCGAAGACCACGACCCGUACGACCUCGUGCUGGUUCUUAAAGACGCCCAUACGUUCCAGCGGCCCGAGGACUUCGUAGAGGCCUUGAUGCGCGAACUGUCGACCACGGGAGAGUAUUCGCGGGACAUGGCCACCCACAGCAAAGUUGAUAUGGGAGCAGAACCCUGCAGACGAACGCACACCAACCGCGCCGGCAAGGAGCUCCUCGAGGACUUCGACCUCAUCAUCGAAGAACUCUUCAACCUGCAGAGCGAGCUGGAGACCGUCAACCGAGGCAACUCCGCCGACCGUCUGUUCGACGCGAUAGCGGCGGCGUACGGGUGGGACAACACCGAGCUCAAGAAGUCGGGUUUCCACACGGAAAUCAUGACGUACGUCGGAAUGGCCAUGAUGAGCCGGUUCCGGUACCUGAAGGAUUUCAUCCGCUUCGAUAACCCGGAGCAGGGGUUCGAUUACGUGGGCGAUCUAGACGAGGCGACUACCAUGCUGGCGACGCGGCAGUACAGCUCUGCCAUCCAUUCGCCGUCCUUGGCCGACGAUGUCCGCGCGGUGGAAUGGUUUUCUUACUGGGCGGGACUCUUCCCUGGCCGGCACUCCAGAGAGUUUGAGGCUACUCCUCAUUUGAAUAGCCAAAAGAUGCUGAAUGUUUUCCACGAUGUCUACGGGUUCGACUAUCAAUAUGCAGUCCGAUUGCGUGAGUAUUAAUAACCUGAACGGGGGAAACCUUAUCUUUCUAUUCAAAUCUCCAAAGCUAACCCCCUAUUUUUUUUCUUUUUUAA